AUGUCAUUAUACGCCGAACGAGAUGGCGAGAAGAAAAGCCCUGUCGUCUCGAAAUGCGACCUCGAGUUGAACACGAGCCACGAGGGAUCCCAGGAGCCCGUCGCAGCAAUGGUAAUCCCUUCCAUCAACAGCAGCGACCAGACCUUUCCAGACGGCGGAUAUAAAGCCUGGAUGACUGUUCUCGGGGGCUGGCUGUCAUUCAUCGCAGGCAUUGGUGUUUUGACUGGCUUCUCAGUUUUCCAGAGCUACUACAGUACGGUCGUGUUGAGUGGAUAUUCGGCUGAUGACAUUGCUUGGAUCGCUAGUCUACAGACAUGGGGAUGCUUCUUCUUCGGAAUGUGGGCCGGUCGCCUUUCUGACAGAUAUGGGCCUAAGAUCCCAAUGGCCUUCGGUUCCUUCUUCAUGAUCCUAGGCACGAUGACGGCGUCAGUGUCAACCAAGUACUAUCAAUUUAUUCUGUCUCAGGGCCUCUGCUCAGCACUAGGGAUUGGUUUCGCCUUUACACCGGCUCUAGCCAUACAGUCGCAAUGGUUCCUCAAGAGAAGAGGCUUUGUCGUCGGCUUGGUCAUGUCAGGCCAGAACGUUGGAGGCGUCAUCUGGGCAAUCUUAGUGGAUCAAUUCGUCAACUAUCAUGGAAUCUCGUUUGGGUGGACUCUACGGACCAUUGGAUUCUUGCAGCUUGCCUUGAUGGUGGCAGCAGUACUCCUAAUCCAGCCACGAUUCCCACAUGAUAUGCCACGCGAACCCAUCAAAACUAAGACCUUCUUCACUGAUAAGCGGACAUUGUUAUUCACCCUUGCGACAUUCAUCAUGUACCUUGGGAUAUAUAUGCCCUACAUCUAUAUUGCUUUAUACGGCUAUCAGUAUGGAUCGUCGGCAAGAGGAGCGUUUUAUCUUGCAUCGAUCCUGAACGCCGGCGGCUUCUUUGGAUGCUACGCUUUGGGUAUCGUAGCGGACGCUGGUUUGGGAUUCUUCGACUCUCUGAUCGUAACAACGUUUGCAUCGGCCGUUGUCGCCUUUGCCUGGAUAGGAGCGCGCACUCCAGCGGGCGUCAUCGUGUGGACCGUGGUAUAUGGUGUUCUUUCCGGAGCGCUCCAGGCCAUCUUCUCUCCGUGUGUAUCUCUGCUGGCACCCUCGCCGGAAGUGAUCGGCACAUGGAAUGGGGCGUCCAGUCUUGAAGUUGUCCAUCAUCAGUCCUCUGAGUCUGUCCCUUUGGAAGCCCCUCUGCCAGAACAUAAAAGAUCUCUCUCAAACCAUCACCGCCCUACUCCAGCAAAAAUGCUUGUGUUUCUGACCGGUGCUCCUGGGUUCAUCGGUCGUGCAACCAUCAAAGAACUCCUGGAUCACGGCCACGAGGUGCUGGGACUCGCACGAAGCGAUGCAUCUGCAGAUACAAUCUCCAAGCUCGGUGCACAGGUCCACCGGGGCGACCUCGAAGAUCUGGAGAGUCUGAAGAGCGGUGCGGAGAAAGCUGACGGCGUCAUUCACCUUGCAUUCAUACACGACUUCAGUGACUAUGCCAAAGCCGCGGCAGUCGAUCGGGCGGCAAUUGAGGCCAUGGCUGACGCCAUAGCGGGUACGGGAAAGCCCCUUGUCAUCGCUUCGGGCACAAUGCUAGGAGUGAAAGGACAGCUUGCCACAGAAGACUCUGAGCCUGAGCGUGGGACACCAUUCGCAAUGAGGCAGGAGUCGGCGGACCUUGUUGUGAAACUGUCAAAGGAGAAAGGGAUCCGCGGCUCGAUCGUGCGGCUGCCACCCACAGUCCACGGGAAAGAUGACAAAGGACUCAUUCCUCGCUUCAUCGACGUCGCGCGACAGACCAGCUCGGUCAGCAUUGUGGGCGAUGGAUCCAACCGCUGGUGCGCCGUUCACCGUCAGGACGCAGCCGUCCUAUUCCGCCUGGCGCUUGAGAAGGGUGCCUCAGGUGGAUCCUACCACGCCGUCGCCGAGCAAGGUGUUCCAAUGAAGGAGAUAGCGAAUAUUGUUGGCCAGAAGCUGCAGGCGCCAGUGGAAAGCAAGACUGUUGAGGAGGCUAUGAAGACCCUUGGCUUUCUGGCCUUGGUGUUCGGGGCGGACAAUCCUGCAUCGAGCGAGAAGACGCAGAGAGAGCUCGGCUGGGAUCCCACGGGCUCUGGACAACCUAAGUUGCUGGCAGACAUAGAAGCGCACUACUUUCCUUGA
Molecule: messenger RNA, 2181 nt
Organism: Cladophialophora immunda
Lineage: Eukaryota; Fungi; Ascomycota; Eurotiomycetes; Chaetothyriales; Herpotrichiellaceae
Exons: 5
Coding region: 1-2181 (726 amino acids)
Biological process (GO): transmembrane transport
Molecular function (GO): transmembrane transporter activity
Source: RefSeq, a predicted model, not a curated record